CAAGCUCCUGCCAAAAAAGGACACGCUUGCCUUCAGAUCUGUUCGUCGUCUUACUCCUCCGCUCCACUUUCAUUUCUCCGAUUGUGAUUCACCGGAGAAUCGGAUACAUUUCCUGAUCGGAAUUUUAUUUAUCUAACAACUUCUCCGUCUAGAUUGGAUUGGAUCAAAUUUUGAUUCUGGCAAUUUCUACUGCUAUGAUCUGAAAUGAGAUGCAGCCUAAUCUGUUCCCAUUCGGCACAGUUUUGGGUAAUCCUUUUCUCUUCAAUGGCGGCGAUCUAAGCGAACUCGGUGCUGCUGGUGGCUUCGAGAGCUCUAGGGUUUUCUUCUUACUCCCUUUCUUAUUAUCCCAAGGCCAAGGGAUGGAUUUAUCCAAGGUUGGCGAGAAAUUCCUCAGCUCUGUUAAAUCCGCUACAUCGCUUGGACUCUUACCUUCUUCUUCUUCUUCUUCUUCUUCUUUCUCUGAUCGUCCUGAGAUUCCGGCACGUGCUGCAGCUGCGGCUGCUGUUGCUCGUGCUUUAGCUGGACUUCCUUCUGAUCAGAGAUUAAGUAUAUCUUCUUCUGCUACUGAGCUUAGCUCAAUAUAUGGAAACAGACCUCCUCCUCAAGAAGUUGAAGAGCUUGAAGAAGGGUUCUAUGAGGAGGAUUUUGAUCCAGUAAAGCAUAUUUUGGAGAAUGUGCCAGAUGAUCAAAGUGAGCUAGCUUAUUUCGAGAAGCAGGCAACACUGAAGUUGGUACAGCUGGAUAGAGUGGCAGAAAAUCUGUCUCAUCAUGUUAUGGAGCAUCAUGAAGUAAUGGUGAAGGGGAUGAAUUUGGUUAGAGAACUGGAAAAAGAUUUGAAGAUUGCCAAUGUCAUCUGCAAGAAUGGAAGACGAAAUUUGACUUCAUCUAUGAAUGAGGCUUCAAGAGAUCUUAUUGUACACACUCAUUCCAAGAAGAAACAAGCUCUUUUGGACAUGCUUCCUAUACUAACCGAUCUUCGCCAUGCAAGAGUAAUGCAGUCAACUCUUGAAGACCUUGCUGAAGAAGGAAACUAUUGCAAGGCAUUUCAAGUUCUAUCUGAGUAUUUGCAGCUGCUUGAUAGUCUAUCUGAGUUCUCAGCAAUCCAAGAGAUGACCCGUGGUGUUGAGGUUUGGUUAGGAAGAACUCUUCAUAAGCUGGAUUCACUCUUGUUGGGCGUUUGCCAGGAGUUCAAAGAAGAUAGUUAUUUAAUGGUACUUGACGCUUAUGCACUGAUUGGUGAUGUCUCUGGUCUGGCCGAGAAGAUACAAAGCUUCUUUAUGCAGGAAGUUAUCUCAGAAACCCACUCAGUGCUUAAGACCAUUGUUGGGGAGGAUAACAGUGCUGGCACCCAAUUUAGUAGACUUACAUACAGCGAUCUAUGUCUUCAGACGCCAGAAUCCAAGUUUAGGCAAUGUCUUUUGAGAACACUAGCUGUGCUGUUUCAGUUAAUAUAUUCAUACCAUGAGAUAAUGAGUUUCGCGCCAGAAACGAAGGUAGAAAGUUUGACUUCACCAAGUCCUGCAACAACUCAAAAGAUUGAUUCAGUGCCAAACAGUUCAUGCGACCCACAGGAUGGUGAUCUUUCUUCAGCUGUGAGUUCGGGAAGCAUACCUUCUUGUGCCAUUUCUGCGGAAAAGUCUGAUGGAAGUGGAACAUCCAGUUCUGUGCAGCAGGCGUCUAAUAAUACAGUAGAUGAGUCUAGGGAUUCUAGUGGCGAUUCACCAUGGUACUAUCUACGGAAAGAGAGUGCUGCUUUUGUCUCAGAAACUCUGCAGAGAGGACGCAGAAAUCUUUGGCAACUUACAACAAGCCGUGUGUCAGUUUUGCUAUCUUCUCCAGCUGCUUCUUCAACAAGUAUACAUCAGUUCCUGAAAAAUUAUGAAGACUUGAGCGUCUUUAUCCUUGCCGGGGAAGCAUUCUGUGGAUUUGAAGUUAUUGAUUUUAGGGAGAAGCUAAAGGGUGUAUGUGAAAAUUAUUUCACUGCAUUUCAUAGGCAAAGCAUGCAUGCGCUUAAAAUGGUCCUGGAGAAGGAGACAUGGACGAAAUUGUCACCUGAUACCGUACAAGCUAUUAACUUUGCUGGUCUUGUGGGGGAUGGGGCUCCCCUAAUUAUAUCAUCCCGCAGUGGCUCUGGUUCUUCCAGAUUUCCUCGCUCUAAUAAGUCAAAUGACUCAAUUGAUCCCAGUGGGAACAGGAGUGGAUUUUCAUAUUGGCUGAAAAUUGGAAACCCUUUCUCUGCAAAGUUAACUUAUUAUAGAGAAGAUCAAGAUUACUCUUCAGUCAAUGGAGCUGCUUCUGAGGAUUUUGAAGGGAAUGAUAAUAUGCACGAUGAUGUCGUGAAUCCCAAGAAAAGAGAUAAUAGGCGCAGUAAUGGAGGUAGUCCUGUUUCAGGAGAUGAAAACGAAGACCUUCACGCUGACUAUAUUGAUGAGGAUAGUCAGCUUCCAAGACGAAGUUUUACUCGCAAUAUAUCAAGGAGUUCUUCAAAUUUCAGUAGUAGUGAUGAUUUCACAGCUCAAACAGGAUCGUCCCUUUGUCUUCUAAGGUCAAUGGAUAAGUACGCGAGGCUUAUGCAGAAACUAGAAAUUGUUAAUGUUGAAUUCUUCAAGGGAAUAUGCCAAUUGUUUGGGGUCUUCUUCUAUUUUGUGUUUCAAGUAUUUGGUCAAGAAAAUACAAAUUCAGGUGGAAAAGGAGUUGCGGACUCUUUUAAUCAUCGUUUGAAAAGCUGCUUAUCCCGGAUAUCACAAGAGUGUGAGCAGUGGAUAAAACCUCAGUUAUCACCAUCUUCUUCACUUGGCUUUUCCAACACAGUUCAUAGUCUUGCAGACGUUACUCCAGCAAGUCCCUUAAAUACAACAACUGGUCACGUAUCAGGCAUAUCUUUUAGCCUCAAGGAAAGAUGUGCUGCAGUGGACACUGUUUCUCUUGUGGCUCGGAUAUUGCAUAAAUCAAAGGCUCAUCUCCAAUCAAUGCUUAUGUCAAGAAAUGGCUCUCUGGUUGAAAACUUCUUUGGUCAAUUGGUUGGUUCCGUACCUGAUCUGACAGAGCACUUACAUAGGACAACUGCGAGGAUACUGCUGCAUGUUAACGGAUAUGUAGACCGGAUUGCUAGCUCUAAAUGGGAAGUCAAGGAGCUUGGUGUAGAGCACAAUGGGUAUGUUGAUUUGAUGCUUGGGGAAUUCAAACACUACAAAACAAGGCUUGCUCAUGGAGGCAUUCCACAGGAGGUCCAAAACCUCCUACUGGAAUAUGGAGUUGAAAUAUUUGCGGAGAUGCUGGUCGAAGGUUUAUCUCGAAUAAAAAGAUGUACUGAUGAAGGACGUGCUCUCAUGUCAUUAGAUAUUCAGGUUCUAAUAAACGGGCUACAGCACUUUGUGCCAACAAAUGUGAAGCCGAAGUUACAAAUAGUGGAAACAUUUAUCAAGGCAUACUAUCUGCCGGAGACGGAAUAUGUACACUGGGCUAGAGCUCAUCCGGAAUAUACAAAAGGACAGGUCAUAGGACUUGUGAAUUUAGUAGCCACCAUGAAAGGUUGGAAGAGGAAAACGCGGCUAGAAGUCGUGGAUAAGAUUGAAUCAGCUGCUGCUUAGAUCAAUCCUUAGAAGUUUCAGCUAAAGUAAGGAAUGCUUACUUUUCUUUUUUUUUUCUUUCUUUCUGGUAUUGUUCUGUCUCGCUUUUGGUUCUUUUCUUUUGCAUUUUGUAUCGAGUGGUGUAAAUUUGAGGGUAGGCCCUUCUUAGUUUACUGUCGUUGCUUAUGGGUUGUGUGUAAAAGAUCGAUCCUCUUGAAGUUGUACAGUCUUGAAGAUGUAACACAUUUUUUCCUCCAUUUAAAUGCCUAAUUAAUAUCAAA
Messenger RNA from Eutrema salsugineum, 3850 nucleotides. Its product is annotated as syndetin. Lineage: Eukaryota; Viridiplantae; Streptophyta; Magnoliopsida; Brassicales; Brassicaceae. Gene Ontology annotation, biological process: retrograde transport, endosome to Golgi; endocytic recycling. The transcript has 25 exons. Gene Ontology annotation, molecular function: SNARE binding. The record is from RefSeq and is a predicted model, not a curated record. The coding region runs from base 210 to 3590 and encodes 1126 amino acids. Gene Ontology annotation, cellular component: EARP complex.